AAAUGAAGAAAACAAAGAGAAGUUUCUUGGACCGAGAGACAACAAUGUCGUCGUCUAUUUCAAAGUUCACCCAUUCACAUUUUCGUACAAGUUCAUAAUCUUUUUUAAAUUUACUCAAACCAAGUUUCAAUCUUGAAUCUAACCAACAAUUCUUCGAAUUACCUAUUGCUUCAUAAUCCAAUUUCUCUACAAAUUGGGUGGUGAUACUGAUGGCCGGUCGUUUUGAUCCUAAUCCCUUUGACGAAGGAGAUGAAGUGAAUCCAUUUGCUGGAGAACAAGCGGGAGGAAAAGAAGCCGGAAAGUCAAACUUUGGUGGAGGCCCAUUUUACACGACUAGUGUUCCUUCAGCUACAAACUCUAGGCUUUCGCCUCUUCCCCAUGAGCCUGCAGAUUUUUAUGAUCGGACUGCAUCGGUUGACAUUCCACUUGAUUCAACUGUAGAUCUGAAGAAGAAAGAGAGAGAACUACAAAGUAGGGAAGCUGAUUUGAGGAAGAGGGAAGAGAUAGUAAAACGCAAAGAAGAGGCAGCUGCUCGAGCUGGUAUUGUUCUUGAGGAGAAGAAUUGGCCACCUUUUUUCCCAAUUAUUCAUCAUGAUAUAGCAAAUGAGAUACCAAUUCAUCUACAGAAAUUACAAUAUGUUGCAUUCACAACAUACUUGGGAUUAGUUCUUUGCCUUCUUUGGAACAUUGUGGCUACAACAACAGCAUGGAUUAAAGGAGAAGAUCCAAAGAUCUGGUUUCUUGCUCUUAUCUACUUCAUAUCAGGGGUCCCAGGCGCCUAUGUGUUAUGGUAUCGCCCACUUUAUCGUGCUUUUAGGAGCGAAAGUGCGUUCAAGUUCACUUGGUUUUUCCUAUUUUACUUGAUUCACAUAGCUUUCGUCAUAUUUGCCGCUGUUGCUCCUCCAGUUGUGUUCAAAGGAAAAUCUCUCACUGGUAUCCUACCAGCUGUUGAUCUUGUAGGCGACCAUGCUUUGGUUGGGAUCUUCUACUUUGUUGGAUUCGGUUUAUUCUGUCUAGAAUCUCUGCUCAGCAUCUGGGUUAUCCAGCAAGUAUUCAUGUAUUUUCGAGGCAGUGGGCAGGCUGCUGAGUUAAGACGUGAAGCUGCUAGAACCGCUGUACGGGCAGCAAUAUGACCAUAUCGCCCCUAUCAUUUCAACAGUUUUUUUUUUUUUUGGAUUAUUGUCAAGAUUUGUUGUUUGUUUUUUGAAAAAGUAUAGAAAGAUGGUGGUAGAUUUGUAUCUGUAAAUCUUUUAGGUGUUUACAAGUGAUGGUUUUGUUUAUUGGCAUUCUAAUUCUGAGGAUUACUUUUACAAUCACUAAAAUUUCUAUUUCA
Molecule: messenger RNA, 1333 nt
Organism: Lactuca sativa (garden lettuce)
Lineage: Eukaryota; Viridiplantae; Streptophyta; Magnoliopsida; Asterales; Asteraceae
Product: secretory carrier-associated membrane protein 1
Biological process (GO): protein transport
Cellular component (GO): recycling endosome membrane; trans-Golgi network membrane
Source: RefSeq, a predicted model, not a curated record